Molecule: messenger RNA, 408 nt
Organism: Paramuricea clavata
Lineage: Eukaryota; Metazoa; Cnidaria; Anthozoa; Malacalcyonacea; Plexauridae
Source: the annotation of a GenBank genome assembly
AUGAUGAAUGACACUGACCUACCUAAGCAAGUUAAAGAGGCUGCCACUUUACGACUUGAUGAAGAUGACGAAAUUGACAGCCUUCGUAUGGAUGUUAUAUGGGGUCAUUUAGGGAAUUUGAAAGUUAGUGGUUAUCCAAGAUUCCAGCAUCUUAGUAAAGUAGCUCAGUUGGUGUUAGUACUGCCCCAUAGCAAUGCAGAGGAGGAAAGAGCAUUUAGUCUUGUCAGAACGAACAAAACAUGCUUCAGAGGAAACCUGGACAUAAACAGAACCCUUAGUGCUAUCAUGACCAUAAAAAUGAAUUCCACUGCCCCAUGUUUUGAGUACAAGCCAACAGAUGAAGUAGUAAAGAACUCCAAGAAAGUUACUUGGCAGUUCAACAAGUCACAUAUGUCAAAAAACAAGUAA